This is a messenger RNA of Lathyrus sativus (Indian pea), 858 nucleotides long. The record is from the annotation of a GenBank genome assembly. Lineage: Eukaryota; Viridiplantae; Streptophyta; Magnoliopsida; Fabales; Fabaceae.
AUGUUAGUGGGUUCCACUAUUUUUGCAGACAAGACGUUUACGCUUGUCGAGGCACGAUACCUCGCACUAUUUAUAGACUUAGAUGGCUUAUCAGGAUACAGUUGGGGAGUAGCUGCGUUGGUUACUCUUUAUAGAUAUCUUGGAGAUGCUUCCAUGUUUAGUUGUAAGCAGCUUGGUGGUUAUCCGACUCUCUUACAGUGUUGGAUUCAUGAGUAUUUUCCAACACUUGGAAAAAGAGGAGAGAACUGGAUUCCAGCUAAUAAUGUGGGUCUCCCUCGAGCGAUGAGAUGGUCCUAUAGGCAAGGUGACUUGAAGGUGGAUGACUUGCGACCUAUUUUGGACGAGCUGACACCUGCCGAUGUCAUAUGGCACCCAUUCGAGAAUCAUAGAGUAUGGCAUCAGUUUGAUGAAUUAUGUCUAUAUAAGGGGUGUCUGAGGUGGGGUGACACUAUUGUUCCAUACUUGCUUGACAGAUGUAUGCGUCAGUUUGGAUACAGGCAGUAUGUUCCACAUCCACCUCUUGAUUCUCGAAUGGCUGGUGAUAUUGAUGUUGACUGGAUUAGUUACCAUCAGAGCGUUCAGGAUGUGAUUCAUUCGAAAGCACCAGCCACUACCCCAUAUGAGACAGAUGAUGGAUAUCUUGAGUGGUAUUAUCGUGUUUCGCAUCCUCGUCUGGUACCGUCCAAUCGUGAUGCGACAACAGAGAUGCCAGUUCCUGUAUAUGAAACAGGACCAUCUGAUCAUAUAUUGGCUCGUAUGUCUUCAUUAAUUCAUCGUUAUCUUCAACAGGCUGGUGUUGAAGAGGAUGACCCACAGUUUACUGAUUUGUUCGAAGCUUUACAUCUUGGUGGAUCAUAG